AUGAGAGACGGCCACGACCGACAUGCUGCAGGCGACUCGACCUGCGUGAGUCGGCUUGAAGAGUUCCUUGCACUGGGUACUCGCGUGCAUAGCUCCGUCGCCGCGCAGAGCGUGCUGGCCAAGCAGCGGCAGGCCGCCUGCGGGCUCGGGCAGCACGCAGGCCCCCGGAGCUGCGGAUGGGCCUCGGAUCUCGGGCGCAGGAGGAGUGUGGGGAUGCAGGUGAACGUUGGAAUCGUGCUUCUUGUUUCACUGGUAGCGAGCCAGCAGCGGGUCAAUUGUGCCUGCUCUGCCCCUGCCAAUUGA
Messenger RNA from Prorocentrum cordatum, 303 nucleotides. Lineage: Eukaryota; Dinophyceae; Prorocentrales; Prorocentraceae. The record is from the annotation of a GenBank genome assembly.